UUGACAAUUAUCCCAACGAAAUUCAAUCUGAGAUGAGAGAGGAAUAACGCGGCGAUGAGAGGCGGACGCCGAAUCUGCGAGAGAAAUUUUAGGACUCUGUUCAGUGGCGGUGCAGAUUGUGUUUAGGGCUCCGUCAGUAGAUUGCGCCGGCGGUGUGGCUGCGGUUCACUGACUGAAUCGACGUGGGUAACUGUUUUUCUUUGAGAUUUCGCAGUGGGUAUUUGAUUGAAGCUCGAAUAUGUCUAGGAUUGAAGUAAUACCGAUUUCUCCUUGAGGAAGUUUUAAUAGCUUCGAAGGUUAAUAAUCGAUUGGGUUUUCUGAUUCCAUUAUAACACUAUAUAUCUUGGUGUUCUUAUUCUCUAAAUUGCAUUCUGUUUUGGGCAUAUUAGAGUUCAUUUGUUUACACUUCUCUUUUUCUGUAUGAACCCUAAUACAAUCCAUUAAAGCACACAACAAUAUGCUUCAGCAUCAAAUUGUUCAGUCCCCAGCUAGAUUGGGGUUGGCAAAUCCCAACUCUCCCUCUAUUCAAAACCCUACCCCUCCCAAAUUGCCCCCUUCUCAACAAUCCCACCACCAAAAUCAACUUAAUAUCUCUUCUCCCACCCCUUCCUCCACCCUUCUUCCUCUCCUUCCUCCUCUUCCUAGAGCUCAAGCUCUUCUGCUGCAAAUGGCUUCAUUAGCUUCCAAGCUCUUUGAAGUCUCCCCCAAUCGCUCCCUUUGGCUCACUGCAUUUCGGGGUUCUCUUCCCACUUUUCUUACUUCUCAAACCCAAUCCUCACCCUCUACCUCUCUUGAUUCUACUCCGUCUACUUCGAAGGAAAUCUUGUCACUGUUUAAUGUUCUGCAAACCCAAUUGUUUGAGGCUGUUGCCGAGCUUCAGGAGAUUCUUGAUUUGCAAGACUCUAAGCAGAAGAUUGCUUAUGAGAUACGGGCUAAAGAUGCUGCUCUUCGUGCUUUUGCUAAUAAGCUCAAGGAUGCUGAGCAGGUUCUUGAUGUUUUAUUUGAUGAUUAUGCAGAUUAUCAACGUCCUCGUCGGGUUAAAAUGAAGGAUGAUGCUGAAAAUGAGUCUUUAUGUUCUACUACAGUUGCAUCCCAGUUGAAAUUAUCUGAUAUAUUGUCGUAUGCUCAUAGGAUAAGCUAUACUACUUUUGCACCACCUGAAUUUGGUGCUGGACAAGCUCCAUUACGUGGGGCACUUCCUCCUGCUCCGCAAGACGAGCAAAUGCGUGCGUCUCAGUUGUAUAAUUUUGCAAACCUUGAUAUUGGCUUGCCUAAAGCAGUUGAAAGCACUGAGAAAACUAUUGAGCCAAUGAUUGAGCCUCCAGCUCCGGUGCCAACGGAUGCUAAUCCUCUUUCUAAUAUGGCUUCUAUUCAGGGUCUGCUUCCUCCAAAUAUUACUGUUCCAUCUGGUUGGAAACCUGGAAUGCCUGUCGAAUUACCUAGAGAUUUACCAAUGCCUCCUCCUGGAUGGAAGCCUGGGGACCCUGUGCCAUUACCCCCGAUGGACUCUCUUCCUGUUACUAGAGUUGAUGAGCCACAAUUGAGGCCUAAUGCUCAUCCAGGAUUGCACAAACCUCCUGAGCCAAUUCAAGUUAGGCAUGUCCAAUUGGAUAUUCUUGAUCAAGAUGAUGAUAGUAGUGAUUACACUAGUGAUGAAGGAAGCUCUGAAGAUGAUGAUUGAGUGGAAUGGCCUGAAUCGUCAACUAAAGCCCUAAAUGUCCUCUUGUUGACCAAAGAGGUAUGGGUGUAGAGACAAUCAAAAGGUUUCCCUAGAAGCAGCACUCUUAAAGAAUGUAUAAUAGUUCACUGAUGACUAUAUAUGCAUGAGGCUAACCAAUCUGCAGGUAGAAAGGUUACAUUUCAUACUUCCAAACUUACAUGUUACUGAUGAUGUGUUUUGCAUUCCCAAGGUCGACUUGAAACACACUAAUCUAUUCAACUUUUUUAUUUGAAAAGCUAUAUUUCUCCUGACUUACUCAUAUUUCCUUUGUUUUUGAACGUGAGCUUUGAUCAAACUCUCCUAGGGUACCGGAUGCAUUCUAAACCAGAGUAAACGAUGUUCUAACUUUUAUACCAUGUCGUAGAGUGCGGUAUAUAAGCUUCUAGGAGUCGUUGAAUCGAUUAUCGAUUCAGUAAUAUGAUUUAGGAGAUUAAUUAGAUUGUUUUAUGUUGGUGGCAUCCACAGUUGAACAUUGUGUAGUCCAGGUUUUGUUAGAUUCUGUAUGUUAUGACUUGGUACUUGUGAAAGAGAAUGUUUUGAAAUGGAGAUUAUUGUGGUGGAAGCUUUUUCUCCUGUGUUGAAGAAUAUGAAGAUUUAGGGGUUAAAAGAAAUUGUCUGCUGGUAUUUUCUAUGACAUCUUGGCUAUUUUAGAAGAUGCUUCAGAUUCUGAAGUUUUGAAGCAGCUGGAAGAUGAUGGGGAUUUGUGAAUUUUAAUCUAUUAUGAGGUUCAUCUAUUAAAUGUAAGAAUUUAUUAUUUUUGUAGAUGGUUGAAGGUCUUUUUUAGGCUACAUUAUUAUUUCUAAGCAUCAGCUAUUGCAGCCUGCAUUCCAUUUUUCAAAAACUAAAUUUCAGAUGUGCUCAUGCAAUUUUGGGACAUAAUUGUCAUAAGCUUGUGUUUUGUAGGGUUGGUUUUUCAUAAAUUCUUGUAAAUUACUGUUAUUUUACUUUUGAGUUAACAACAGCCGAAAGUAAUCA
Messenger RNA from Benincasa hispida (wax gourd), 2695 nucleotides. Its product is annotated as hydroxyproline-rich glycoprotein family protein. Gene Ontology annotation, cellular component: core mediator complex; mediator complex. Gene Ontology annotation, molecular function: transcription coregulator activity. Lineage: Eukaryota; Viridiplantae; Streptophyta; Magnoliopsida; Cucurbitales; Cucurbitaceae. The record is from RefSeq and is a predicted model, not a curated record. Gene Ontology annotation, biological process: regulation of transcription by RNA polymerase II.